AUGUUUGUCCUUUUCUGCAAUUUUGACAGGAUACGAGAACUUGCAGAACCCAAGAAAGCAGCUUGUGCAAACGAUCCCAAGCUCACAUGGGGAAACCAAGAGACCAUCUGGACCCUCUCGCGAGGUGCUGUGACAGCUCAACCAUCCCCAAGGACAGUGGCACUGGCCAAGCCCAAGCAAGAUUUUGGCAAGCACCAGUGCAGGUCAUGUCCCCCACUAGUGAAUUUUGGCUUCCCUUCUGAUCGUCUGCUGAAGUUGUCUGAACCUAAAAAAUACCAGGCUGCUUACCUGCAGCAAAGACCUUGCCAGUCCCCUGAGUGGCCCGUGUCGCCAGCUGCACUGAGCUAUAAGGCCUCCCCACGGAUCCUGGAGCUUGCCCGGCCGAAGGCGCUGCACCCAGAGUUCCUGCUGGCCAGAGAGGUGCCCACACAGGUUACAAAUGUUGCGGCCUUGGCCAGAGCAUCCUCACGGUUACAACGUCUUGCAGAGCCCCGUGUCAGGAAGGUGACCUGCUGCUACAAGCACAGCUUUCCCGAAUCCGUCAUCCGUCCGGUUUCCAAGUUGGCUCAGGAGGCAAUUGCGAGCCCUCGGACCCUGGAGCUGGCUAGGGCAAAAGGAUUGCAUCCCGACUAUGUGCCCCUGCGGGAUGCUGAGUGGCCAGUGACGAAGGCUGCAAAGCACGCAGUGGCCACACCAAGGCUCAUGGAACUGGCCCAGCCUUGCAAAAGGCCUCCUAUGGGCUCGGCUCAAUUCAACCCAGACGCGUUCACAGUGAAGGAAACUGCUAAGAAGGCAACUUGUUCUGCUCGGAUCCAAGACCUGGCUCGUCCAAUUAAGCACUGA
This is a messenger RNA of Aptenodytes forsteri (emperor penguin), 843 nucleotides long. RefSeq names its product theg spermatid protein-like (gene SPMAP2L). NCBI's taxonomy places the organism in Eukaryota, Metazoa, Chordata, Aves, Sphenisciformes, Spheniscidae. Bases 1 to 843 code for a protein of 280 amino acids. The transcript is spliced from 7 exons. The record is from RefSeq and is a predicted model, not a curated record.